Cyclospora cayetanensis is the source of this 3723-nucleotide messenger RNA. RefSeq lists its product as uncharacterized. NCBI's taxonomy places the organism in Eukaryota, Apicomplexa, Conoidasida, Eucoccidiorida, Eimeriidae. Gene Ontology annotation, molecular function: nucleic acid binding. The record is from RefSeq and is a predicted model, not a curated record. Bases 1 to 3723 code for a protein of 1240 amino acids. The transcript is spliced from 9 exons.
AUGAGUCUUCUUACUGUGUUCAACGGGCUCGAGUGCGCGGGUAUUAAAAAGGCCACCGCAGAACCACACCUGUCCGCAGCCGCUUCAAUGGCGGCUGCUGUUGCUGCUAACGUCGCCUCUGCUGCCGCACGUUUGGCUACCGCAGCAUCAGCAAUAGCAGAAACCAUUAACUUAGCACCCUCAGCUUCAGGAUCUACGCCAGCCAUCUUCGAGUCCUCAAAAGAUCAGCCACCACCAACUCCUGAGUUUGUUACCGCCAAUGCACUAAUUGCGGCAGUCUAUAAUGCUGCUGACCAUCAAAAGGAGAGAAUCCCCCCCGCGGGUGCGCUGGAAUACCACAUGCUCCUGCCCGUGAUUCUGGAGCACCUAGAGCGCCUAGUUCGUCAAGAACGUACUGUGGAGGGGGAAGAACCUAUUGUGGAGGAAGAUAACACCCAGCCUGGAGAGAAAUCCGAUGCACAAGGAGCACUCGUUGACAACGGUAGAGAGCGUGCUGGCACUAGGGAAUCUCAGCUGCCCCGCAGCCAGGAUCGAGAGGAGUAUAGUGUCUACGUGCGUGGCAUCAGCCGCACCAGCAACAGCGCCGCUCUGGCGCGUCUCUUCAGCUGCUUUGGCCACGUCACUUCUUUUCAACGCAAGCACGGCUAUUGCUUUGCUACUUACUCCAGUCUGCCCUCGAGUGUAUUUGAUGCCACUCCUGGAUACCCCUGUGCAGCCGCAGCCGCAGCGACCGCCAUUCAUUACCUGGACGGAGCUGCCAGUGGCUGUAGAGAGGAAAAAAGGCUAUCCGUUACUCUCGCCAAGAUAUCGCCCUCUCUCCCAAAGCACCUUUUAGACGGCGACCGCAUUGCCAGCACACAGCCAGCAUCGCCGGCAGCCUUUGCAUCGCCUACUAGGCACCCAUCCUCCCCAGCAGCAACCCAAGCAGCAGCCGUUGACUUUCCGCUGUUCUUUCGCCACAUCUCCCAGUUUUUGUCAUUACUCCAUGGCCAACAAAAAAAUCUCCCCUUGAUGCGCAUUGCGAGCCGGGGGGGCGGCUUUAUUGCUGCAAAGGAACUCAGCGAGUCCAUGGGAGUCGCUGCAGCUUUGCAGUUUGCAUUCAAAAAAUGUCUGCGAUUGCCUCUAGAGAGUCUCUCAGCUUUAGUGUUCGUCCCGGGAGACGGCCAACACCCGAGGACGUCUGCUGCUGUGUGUCUUCAGACUCCAGCUUCAUGGCGAUGUGUGUCAAUAGACCCCCGAAUGCAGCCGCAACACUGCGAUCCGACGAUUCAGCAUACACCUUCUGCGCACGCUAGUGCUGCUGCUUCAGCACAUACAGUGACAAAAUGCCGCUUCGUGGGCAGCCUCGAAAACCGUGUGUUUUGUUUCCGCGGGACUGCUGAAGCCUUUUGCUUUCAAGACCUAAGCACCGUCAUGCAGCCGCACGAUGGCCGGCUCGAGGGACCAGAUACAAUUGUGCUGCUUGGCGUUCACUCGCAUGCGCCGCUGCAGGAGUUUUUCGAUAAGCUCUUGCAAGUCUACGGAGGAACGGCCAAACAUUUCGUUGCCAUUUCGCUGCCUUGCUGCGGGUCAAGCGGUUUUCUAAGGGGCCCCCCCAUUUCUCGAUAUAGAGACCCAGGGAUUCUGUCCCACGAGAAUGAGGUGUACAUACACCACAUUCCUGCUCCUGGAGCCAUGGAGGCUGCGACGUCAACCAGCGCAGCAGCAGUGUCGGCAACUGCGGAAUCGGUUGGACCUGCAUCCGCACCAGGUGGAGCCGCAAUGACCGGUAUAGGAGCACUGGCACGAGUCUCCAAGUUUCAAGAGUAUCCUUGCACACCCGGAAGCGUCCCUCUAGAGGCCUACGUGCUGCUGCUGCUGCUGCUCACAGGAUUUGGCUUUGUAGCUGCCACUGCGCUUCUGCAAUGGCACAGUACCAAGACUCCCGCUGCCGCCGUUCCUCUUGCUGCAGCAGCAUCGAGACCGCGCAGCGGCCUUCUGGGAGGUGGCGCGCUACGCUCUAAGCUGCUGCUUCUGUUGUCUUUUGCUGCAUUCUUGAGGGCCGUGCUGUUGUUAGUGAUGCUCCUGCUUCUCGUGAUGCCGCUGUUGCCCCCAAACCAGGAGUACCCCCCGCAGCAGCUGGAGCCACAGCAGCAACUUCCGACGCCAAACACUCCUAGUGCUGCGCAGGGGCAGCAGCAAACUUCAGAAGAGGAUCUACUGAUUGGUAAGCGGGACGAAAACCCAGCUGAAAUUGGAGGAGCUCCCCUGGCCACCACACCUCCGGAGGUCACCGAUUCUGCUGCGCACCUUCGUGUGCUAGCUGCAGCACCAAGAAUAUCGGAGUCUGUGCAUGCCUCGGUGAAGACGCGUGGCGCCUCAAUGGCUUUUACUACUUCCGCGCCUGACGGCACGUUUGCUGCUGCAGGGAUUCGUCUGCCAUACGCUUCGCCUGCAGAAGCAGCAUUACCCGAAGGUGCAAGGCGCGGUCUAUGGCCUUCGCCCCUGCAGUGCGCCCCCUUGGAUAUCUGGUGGCGCACCCUCUUUCAAUUUACUCCCUCUCUCCUGUUUGUGUCCGUCUUCUUGCUGCUUGGCGCCUUUUCGUGGCAGCUGUACGCUGCAGCCACACUGCAGCGAAGCAGCAGCAAGCUGGGUCCUGCUGCGGCUCUUGUUGCUGCUGCUGCUGGCAUGACCGCCUUCCUUUUAGCAGCUGCGUUCAGCUAUGGACAGGCUUCGCAGCACCUCUUUCAACGGCUGGCAUGUGUAAUCGUGGGUGGGCUUUACGUGCUGACAGCUUCGCUGCUGCUCCUCUUUGGCACUUUGGUGCUGCGAGAGCUCCGCAAGCGAGACGCCUUGAUGCUACAACCAUUGCUGCACCUGCAGCAACACCACCUGCAACACUUGCAACAUCAGGAGCUCGUGGCACCAGAAACAUUUGCCGAAUCGGCCAUGGCGGAAGGAGAUUACUUGCUGCUACCGAACUGUGGCCUCCAGCAGGAGCAGCAGCAGCACCGUGGGAGCAGAAGCGGAAGCAGCAGCAGCAACUUGACUCUGCAACUCUCGCUGGGUGCUGCUCCAGCUGCUAGUAGACGGCACGCCAGUGAUAGCAACAAUAUCGAUGAAUUAGGGGAAGAAGCGCGCAUGCGGCUGUUCCUGAUAGCGUGCUGUUGCCCGCCGCUGUUGCUGCUGCUUGGCGUGUAUAUGCUGUUGGUAGGCCUAUGGGGUAGACAUAUGUAUCCCACGGUUGUGCAACAGCACCAAGAGCACUUGACAUUUGAUUUGAUACUGCUGUUUGGCUCCGAGCUACUGCCCUCCCUGCUCGUGCUCAAGGCCUUUAUGCCGUGGAGUAAAAACAGUAACAGCACCAGUACGACCCACGGCAGCAUCAGCAAAAGCACAUUUCAGGCGUAUCCCUCGCCGUACAAAGAACCCUCAAGCGUGUGGUGUACGGUUGCCGGUGCCAGCAGCGACGGAGCGCGCGCAUUCCAGCAGCUGCAACUGCAGCAGCAACCGCCGCAUAUGGGGGCUCUUCAAAUACUUCAGCAGCAGUUGCAGCAGCAAGAGAGUGCAAGCGAUUCUUCGUGCCUAAGCAGCACGUGUGAAAAUCAACCGAGUUGCAUGGGCGAUAGUCCCAAUCUGAGCAACUGCGGUCGCUACACUGGCAGCAUCAGCCGAUACAGCGGCAAGGAUGUCAGCGGCUUAUUGACGGACGGUCGCGCAACGAGAAGAAAUCCCUUUGCAUAA